AGUUGCCCAAAACAGGUGAAUAUACACAUUCUGAUGCGUUAAAGCUUCUUAAGGAGUCUGCACUUCCUCAUAAUUGGACAAAAUAGAGUAUUUUUUGGCAACUACCAUAUUGGAGCAAGCUUUUGAUUCGCCAUAAUCUUGAUAUCAUGCACAUUGAAAAGAAUGUGUUUGAUAAUGUGUUCCAUACUGUAAUGAAUGUCAAAGGAAAAACAAAAGACAACCUGAAAGCAAGGAAAGAUUUGAAGAAGUUUUGUAAGCGGCGAAAAUUGGAAGUUCCGGAUGAUGCCACUGAUGAGACUAAUAUGCUAAGUGCUGCAUACGUCUUGUCUAAAGAGAAGAGAAAGGUUUUUUGUGAAUGGUUGCAAGGGUUGAAGUUCCCCGAAGGAUAUGCAUCUAAUUUGAGUAGAUGUAUAGAUCCAAAGGACUACAAACUUUUUGGCAUGAAAAGCCAUGAUUGUCAUGUUCUUAUGAAAAGAUUACUUCCAAUUGCUUUCAAAGACUUGUUGCCCCUCAAUGUGUGGAAUGCUCUAACUGAAUUGAGCCAAUUUUUUAGGGAUAUUUGUUCAUCGUCCUUAAAAGUAGAAGACAUGAUUCAAUUAGAAAAAAAAAUUCCUGAAAUUCUUUGUAAGUUGGAGAGAAUAUUUCCAUCAAGCUUCUUCAACUCUAUGGAGCAUCUUCCUAUCCAUUUGCCUUAUGAAGCAAAAGUUGGUGGGCCAGUUCAAUAUAGGUGGAUGUAUCCUUUUGAAAGGUUUUUAUACCACUUGAAGAAAAAGGUGGGAAACAAAGCUCGAGUUGAAGCCUCAAUUUGCAAUGCCUACUUAACAGAGGAGAUCUCUAACUUUUGCUCCCAUUAUUUUGAGGAACAUGUUAACACAAGAAUGGGUAACUUAGAAUUCAAUCUUAGAGGUAAUGAAGAGUCGCUUGACCAAAAUCUACCUGAAAUUUUCUCUUGUACAACUGGCUAUAGUGCAUCUCAAGGGCAAUUAUGUUAUAUUGAUGACAAGGACUAUGAUAUUGCCCAUCGUUACAUCCUUGGUAAUUGUGAGCUGCUCUCUAAUUUUGAACGCUUGUUUGAAGAACAUGUGGUGAGAACUUAUGGUUGCCUAGAUGUGGAAGAUGUUUGGACCAAUUAUGAUCACUACUUUUCAAAUUGGUUUAGGGAACAUGUUUUGGAUAUGGGCAUUAAUGACGACAUCAUUCAUUCUUUAGCACUUGGUCCUUCGACAAGAGUUCGAAAAUUUAGUAGGUACUACAUUAAUGGUUACCAUUUUCACACAUUCACCUAUGGUAAGGAUAAAUCAACCGCGAACUACGGUGUUUGUGUCAAAAGUGAUGAUGGAAAUGACUAUUUUGGGAUUCUUCAAGAGGUAAUUGAAUUGGUUUACAUUGGGGCUAAAAAGAGUUAUAAAACCGUUUUGUUCAAAUGUGAGUGGGUUGAUCCUAGACAAGGUACUAGGGUGCAUGAAAAGUAUAAACUUGUAGAGGUCAAUCACAUGAGAAAAUACCCAAAAUAUGAUCCAUUUGUGUUAGCUUAUCAAGUGGAGCAGGUAUAUUUUGCACCAAGUCCUACUACAAAAAAAGAGAGAAAUCCAUGGUUAUACGUGUUUAAUGUUAAAGCUAGAGGAACCAUUGAUGCCCCAUUAGAUGAAUUGGCUUUUCAAGAGGAGGAUAUUCAAAAUUCUCCGUCUCUUUCUGAAGUUGAGCUUGAUGAGGAUGAACGAGAUGAAGAGGAGGAAGAAGAAGAAGAAGAAGAAGAAGAAGAAGAAGAGGAGGAAGAGGAAAAAGAAGACUUUACUGAUGGCGAGGAUGAUGAUCAGGAGGACGGUGAUGAAUGUUAACUGAUGAAGAAGAUAUUAUUGUAUUUGUUUAAACUAAAAUUUGUGUCCAUUGAAACUUGUCUCUUGUUUACAAGAUUUGACCUUUGCUUAACUCUUGCAACUUAUGCUUAUUUUUUGUGACAUUGUUCUAAUGAUUUGCUAGUGUUUGAUUUUGGUUAGUUCUCA
Spinacia oleracea (spinach) is the source of this 2003-nucleotide messenger RNA. RefSeq lists its product as uncharacterized. Bases 147 to 1838 code for a protein of 563 amino acids. The transcript has 4 exons. The record is from RefSeq and is a predicted model, not a curated record. NCBI's taxonomy places the organism in Eukaryota, Viridiplantae, Streptophyta, Magnoliopsida, Caryophyllales, Amaranthaceae.